AUGAGUCCAAAGUCUGACCUUUCUACCGAAACCAGGGCCGGCGUUGCUGGGCUGACCACAGCCUUGCUGCUCUCGAAAAACCCGGCAUACAAGAUCACCAUCGCUGCAAAGCACAUGCCUGGAGACUACGAUAUCGAGUAUGCAUCUCCAUGGGCUGGUGCCAAUUACAUGCCAGUCUCCGUCAAAGGCACCGAGUCGGCUGAAUGGGACCGCAACACGUGGGAACCACUUGCAGACCUCGCACGCAACCACCCUGAAGCCGGCGUCCACUUUCAGAGAACUCAGAUCUAUAAUCGUGGAAAGGACGUGUCGUCAGCCACCGCAGCUUGGUUCAGUGAGCUGUUAAGUCCAACGCCUUGGUUCAAGACUCUUUUCGAGGAUUUUCACGAGAUUCCAAAAUCGGAGCUCAAGCCUGGAGUGGACAACGCCACAUGCUUUACGUCGGUCUGCAUUAACACCGCCAUAUAUUUGCCCUGGCUCGUGUCACAAUGUUUGAAGAAUGGCGUCGUCGUCAAGAGAGCCACCUUUCAACAUGUUGCAGAUGCAGCCGCCCCCGGUGUGCAUCAUUCAGGCAAGCCGGCUGACCUGAUUGUCAAUUGCACUGGUCUCUCAGCCUCCAAACUUGGUGGAGUGGAAGAUAAGGCGGUCGUCCCUGCAAGAGGCCAGAUUGUCAUCGUGAGGAACGUGGCACCUGCCAUGUAUUCCAUCUCAGGGACCGACGAUGGCCCCGACGAAGCUUGCUAUAUAAUGACCCGCGCCGCUGGCGGCGGCACAAUCCUAGGAGGCUGUUAUCAAAAAGGCAACUGGGAGUCGCAGCCAGAUCCCAAUCUGGCGAUUAGAAUCAUGAAACGUUGUGUCGAGAUAUGCCCAGAGCUGACAGGAGGCAAGGGCAUUGAGCACCUUGAUAUUAUACGACACGGCGUUGGUUUGAGACCCGUCAGAGAAGGCGGCACCAGGAUCGCAAAGGAGAAAAUCAGUGGUAUCUGGACAGUGCAUAACUACGGAGCAGGUGGCGCUGGUUAUCAAUCCUCGUACGGCUGCUCACAAGCAGCGGUGAAAUUGGUGGACGAGAUCUUCCAGGAGAAAGCGAAGUUGUGA
Messenger RNA from Capronia coronata CBS 617.96, 1098 nucleotides. RefSeq names its product D-amino-acid oxidase. Gene Ontology annotation, molecular function: FAD binding; D-amino-acid oxidase activity. NCBI's taxonomy places the organism in Eukaryota, Fungi, Ascomycota, Eurotiomycetes, Chaetothyriales, Herpotrichiellaceae. The record is from RefSeq and is a predicted model, not a curated record. The coding region runs from base 1 to 1098 and encodes 365 amino acids. The transcript has 5 exons.